AUGUCCAUCGUUUCUUUAGCAAGCGAUGACGCACCAUCUGUUCUCAACGAGGAAGAACUGCAUCGUCUCGCCGCAGAACUCAGCUUCACCAUCCCCGACCCCAAUGAUGCGCAGUCGUACCUCAUCUUGCUCAAGUCCUUCGAGGCGAUCAUGCAUCAACUGGACACCAGCGAUGACUUCGUCCACCCCGCUCUGGUCCCGGUGCCCACCACCAGACCUCGCUUCUUCUGGAAGCCGGAUGCCAACAACAAUCCCUUGAACGCCUGGAGUCACCGUUGCGAGUUCGCGGCCGCUCAGCUGACCAGCAACCUACUCAGGGGUCGAAGCGUCGCCAUCAAAGACAACGUAUGCGUCGGUGGCCUGCCCACCACGCUCGGCACGCAUCCCGAGAUUCUGUCCGAGUACGAUUCUCUUCCCCUCUCGCCCAUCGACGCAACUGUCGUGUCGCGUUUACUAUGCGCCGGCGCCGUGAUCAAGGGCUCCUCGACGUGCGAGAACUUCUGCGCCUCGCCCUUGGCGUGUACGUCGGUCACCGGACCGGUGCACCACCCGCUGCUGCACGGAUACACCACCGGCGGCAGCAGCAGCGGCUCAUGCGCCCUCGUGUCUUCAGACGCUCUGCUCAGGGCACGAAAGGGCGUCUUUGGGGAGACGGCGGAGCUGGCGAUUGGCGGCGACCAGGCGGGUUCCAUCCGCAUCCCGGCGUGUUACACGGGCAUCUACGGGCUGAAGCCAACGUUUGGGCUGGUUCCGUACACAGGUGCCGCCUCCAUGACGCCCAUGAUUGACCAUCUGGGUCCGAUUGCAUCAAGUGUAGAAGAUAUCGCGGCGUUACUGAAAGUCAUGGCCGGAUGGGACGGCAUGGAUCCCAGGAUGACGCCCGAGACGCCUCUCGUGGCUAACGUCAAGGACUAUCCCGCCCUGGUCGAUGAGUAUCGCCAUGCAAGCUCCGAGCCUGGACGACCCGUCAUGAAGGUAGUAGGGCUUCUGACCGAGUCGUUCGUCGUGCCGGGUCUGUCGCCGGAAGUGCGCGACCUGGUGCGCAAGGCAGCGAGAGAAGGCUUCGAAGCCGCCGGCGCAGAGGUCGUCGACAUCUCCGUCCCCAUGCACUCCGAAGGCCCCAUCAUCUGGACGGCUGCCACGCGGCCAUCCAUGUCUUUGGGUCUUGUUCAGGGGAAGCCAUCGGGCCAUCUAUCGUACCUCUCGCCUCACAUCAAGACGCAGUGGCCCCCAAGCCAGGACACUUACCAGCUUCUAACCCAGUCCAACCCCGCCGUCGUCAACAUUCUCCUCAGCCAAGUCUUGGACACAUCACAUCUUCCCCCCUCCAUCGAAGCCAAAGCCCACCGUAAAGCCUUCCAGCUGCGUGCCGCCUACGACGCGGCUCUUGCGCAGGUCGACGUCUUGGUCACGCCUUGUGCGCCGACCGUCUCCAUGCCGCAUCCUGACCCGGAUGCGUCGAUACUGGAGAGGCUGAAGCCCGCUAUCGGGCUGACGAGCAAUACUUGCCCGUUCAAUAUUACGGGGCAUCCGGCGAUGAACGUGCCGUGUGGGGAGAUGCCGCUGACGGAGAGGCCGGAUGUAAAGAUGCCAGUAGGAAUGCAGGUUGUUGGUAAGAGGUGGGAGGAUGAGAUGGUAAUGAAGGCGGCAAUAGUUUUUGAAGCCGGACAGAAGAGGCUAGCAAAUGUGUGA
This is a messenger RNA of Colletotrichum destructivum, 1692 nucleotides long. Its product is annotated as Putative amidase. The record is from RefSeq and is a predicted model, not a curated record. Gene Ontology annotation, molecular function: catalytic activity. Lineage: Eukaryota; Fungi; Ascomycota; Sordariomycetes; Glomerellales; Glomerellaceae. The transcript has 2 exons. Bases 1 to 1692 code for a protein of 563 amino acids.